Molecule: messenger RNA, 1228 nt
Organism: Melospiza georgiana
Lineage: Eukaryota; Metazoa; Chordata; Aves; Passeriformes; Passerellidae
Product: alpha-aspartyl dipeptidase-like
Exons: 8
Coding region: 16-792 (258 amino acids)
Biological process (GO): proteolysis
Molecular function (GO): serine-type peptidase activity
Source: RefSeq, a predicted model, not a curated record
UCGGCUCGGCUCGGCAUGGGGAGCCCGCGGCGCCUGCUGCUGAUCUCCAACUCCACCCUGCACGGAGGGGGCUACCUGGGCCACUGCCAGCAGCACAUCCAGAGCUUCCUAGGGCAGAACGUGAGGCGGGUGCUGUUCAUCCCCUACGCCCUGCACGACCGCGACGCCUACGCCCGCACGGCCAGGGAGAAGUUUGAAAGCCUGGGUUAUGGGCUGGACAGCAUUCAUGAAUCUUGUGAUCCAGUGGAAGCUGUAAGGAAAUCUGAAGCAAUAUUUAUUGGAGGUGGGAACACAUUCCGUCUCCUGAAAGCUCUUUAUGACAACUGUCUGAUACAUGAGAUCAGGAAAAGAGUUCUUGAGGAUGGGAUUCCUUACAUGGGAUCCAGCGCAGGAACCAACGUUGCCACUGUCAGCAUCAAUACCACCAAUGACAUGCCAAUUGUUUAUCCACCUUCCCUGCAGGCUCUAGGAUUAGUUCCUUUUAAUAUUAACCCUCACUACCUGGACCCAGACAUUAAAAGAACUCACAUGGGUGAGACAAGAGAGGAAAGAAUCUGCCAGUACCACGAAGAACCAAACACCCCUCCAGUUCUGCUUGAAAAUAAGUUUAAAUGUUUCCACCUCCACCAGGGCUUGCGGGAAGGGACGAUGCUGUUAGUGGAAGGAGAUAACGCCACGCUGCAAGGAGUGACAGGAGCACGUCUGUUUUUGAGGGGUAAGAAACCAACUGAACAUGAGCCUGGAACAGAUUUCAGUUUCCUCCUGACUGACAGCAAUCCCCUGAAUCCAUAGCCUUUCAUAUUCUGCAGCAAAAGUUACUAUAUAGGGAAGACAAUGAGGAAAAAGGAAAGAUAUGCUUGUUGUCCCAGAGUAGGUGGGGUACUUCAGCUUUAUAAAUAAAAGAUCAAUAUGCAUUAGUGGACUCUUUUCCUCACCCUAAUGCAUGCCUCAGACACCUCCUUCCCAGCAAAAAGACACUUUUUGUUGCAAUUCUUGGAGAAUGAUAGCUAAUCAAAGCUUGAAGGGGCCUAUACAUUCACAUGUCCACUUUGAUUCCUUCUCCACCAAAAUAAAAAAAAGUUGCCUUAACACAAUUAAGACAGGACACUGUGUCAGCUCUUCCCGCUGCCUACUUUUACCUGCUACACAAAAGAAUUGUUCAUUCAGUGUACUCCCACACUUAGUUUAAUUUUUGUGCUAUUAAUAAAGGGAGAAGUUAUGCAUUCAA